Messenger RNA from Aspergillus steynii IBT 23096, 1204 nucleotides. Its product is annotated as OPA3 family protein. The transcript is spliced from 2 exons. Gene Ontology annotation, biological process: regulation of lipid metabolic process. The coding region runs from base 164 to 988 and encodes 274 amino acids. The record is from RefSeq and is a predicted model, not a curated record. Gene Ontology annotation, cellular component: mitochondrion. Lineage: Eukaryota; Fungi; Ascomycota; Eurotiomycetes; Eurotiales; Aspergillaceae.
AGACCUUCAUGAGUCGAUCCUCAAUACUUCCUCCACAUCCAAUAAACCCGUCGCAGGACAGGACUAUGAAGCCAUUCUCUGGCCUUCCAUGAUUAUUCCUUCAUCAUUAUCAACGAACAUUACUUUUAAUUCUUCCCCUCCCUCCCCUCUCCGUUAAUUCGCCAUGUCCCUCACUCUCAAGCUCUCCUCCUUGGCCAUCCGCACCCUCUCGAAGCCGAUCGCCAACCAAAUCAAAGCGCAAGCUCGCGAGCAUGAACGCUUCCGACGAGUCUGCGUCGGAGUCGCGCAAUCUCUUCACCGACUUGACAUGCGCCUUCGUCUAGGUACACUCCGUGACAACGCCGCCUCUCAAAAACAAGCCAUGGCCGAAGCCGAAUUGCGAAAACACAAACCUGUCUCUCCGACGGCGAAAACUCACGCCGAGGCCAGAGCCGAAGAAGAAGCCGCCGCGAAGGCCAAAGCCGCUGCCGAAGAGGCCGCGAACCCUCGCAAACCCCACAUACGACCACUGUCGGAGUCCAAAGCCAUCGAAUCUGGGGCGACAUUCAUCAGCGAAUCGUUCUUGUUUCUGGUGGCGGGUGGAUUGAUCGUCUUUGAGUCGUGGCGGUCGCGGAGGAAGGAGACCACGCGCAGAGAGGACGUCGAGUCGCGGUUGGCUGAGCUGGAACAGUCGGAGAAAGCUGCCCGACAGGCCUUAGUGGCUUUGGAGAAGGAGCUUCUGCAACAAAAGGCCAAGCAAGGGGUGCUGCCAAAGUCGUCGCCUAGGAUUCUCCCGCGCGAAGUGUGGGAGGUGGAAAAGCAAGAGGAAGUGGAGGCUGAAGAGCCCAGCUGGUGGUCGCGAGUGACGUCUUAUUUCACAUUUGGCCAAAGCCCAGAACAAUCAGCUGAAGCUGUUGUCAACGACGAUCAGGCCAAUAAUUUGCAUGGCAAGAAUCCGGCCCCGACAAAACCAACAAAUCAGGACUCGUCAAAAUCGACAGGCGUUUAAUCGGUGAUUGACAUCUCGCUUCGUAUAUAAUUUUGUUUCGUCAUAGAGGUUGUUUGGACACAGGUGAUGUUAUACCUGUUCUUCUGUUUGGGAUACCCUUCUCUGUUACCGGAUGACGUUGAGCGGGGUGCACAAUCUCCUCUUUCCACUGUACAUAUUUUUCUUCUCCUCUCUACGGCCGCACAUUAUAGAGCAUCAAGAAUAUCAUAAUCCAUG